UCCAUUUCCGUCAGUUCCGUUUUGAGUACGUGUUUCAAACUGAACUCCAAUAAGAGCGGGUGACGCAAAUAACGUCCUUUUUGAAAGACCUCUUGUUUUAAAUUUGGAAUGGAUUUAGCUGCGCUACGUACAAAACUUGAAUCUUAUGGUCAGGAGCAUCUUUUACAGCAUUACGAUCGUCUAAAACAGGAAGAAAAAAGUGCGUUUUUGGAUGAAUUAAGUCAUUUAGAUUUUGAUCGCGUGAAGCGAAUUUACGAGCUAAGCUGUGAGGAAGCAAACAACUCUGGAGAGAAACAGAAAACCUUAGAACCCAUCCCUGAAUCAUCUAGUGAUAGCGUUGCUUCUGCUAGUGAUGAAUUGAAAAAUGAGUGGCGAUACGCGGGCCUUAAAGCUAUUGCGGAAAGCAAAGUAGCCGUUCUCCUUCUAGCAGGAGGUCAAGGUACUCGUUUAAAUGUACCAUAUCCUAAAGGAAUGUACGAUGUUGGUUUACCAUCAAGUAAAACCUUGUAUCAAAUCCAAGCUGAAAGAAUAUUGAAAGUUCAGAAACUUGCGGAAGAGCAUACUGGAAAAUCUUGCAUUGUUACAUGGUAUAUCAUGACAAGUGAGCAUACACAAACCUCAACAGAGGCAUUCUUCUUAAAACAUAAUCACUUUGGUUUAAAGAAGGAAAACAUAGUAUUCUUUGAGCAAUAUCAACUUCCAUGUCUCUCACCUGAGGGAAAGAUUAUCCUCCAGGAAGCAGGAAAAAUAGCAAAGGCUCCUGAUGGAAAUGGAGGUCUUUAUAAGGCUUUAAGAGAUAGGGGUAUCUUGGAUGGCAUGAGCAAACGAGGGAUUGAAAACAUUCAUGUGUAUGGUGUUGAUAACAUCUUAGUUAAAGUAGCUGAUCCUAUCUUUAUUGGUUUUUGUCUUUCAAAAUCAGCAAAUUGUGGAGCCAAGGUUGUUGAAAAAGUGCAUCCCACUGAAAAAGUUGGAGUAAUUUGUCGAUUGGAUGGACGGUAUAAGGUUGUAGAAUACAGUGAGUUAUCACUUGAGCUGGCACAAAAACGACAUGAGAAAGGCCACCUUCUUUAUAAUGCAGGAAACAUUUGUAAUCAUUAUUUUACAUUGAAUUUUUUGAAAGAUGUUGUUAGCAAUCAUGAGCAUGAACUAAGACCACAUGUAGCUAAGAAAAAAAUACCAUACAUAGACGAUGAUGGAAAUAGCAUCAAACCAUUGAAGGAAAAUGGCAUAAAACUAGAGAAAUUUGUCUUUGACGUGUUCGAAUUUUCUCAGCAGUUUGCUGUAUUGCAAGUUGUAAGAGAAGAAGAGUUCUCGCCACUAAAAAAUGCCCCAGGAGCUGUUAAAGAUACACCUGAAAUGGCUAGAGAUGCAUUAUGCAAUUUACAUUAUCAAUAUAUUGUUAAUGCUGGCGGUAAAUUUAAGUCCAAUGACGGGAAGAUUUUACCAGAUAUUUCACGCAAAACAGUGGUUGAUGACAGUGUAGAUGGUUCUGGGCGUUUACCUCCAGUCAAAUGUGAGAUAUCACCAUUGUUAUCUUAUGCUGGGGAGGGUCUUGAGAGCGUAAAAGAUCAAAUAUUUCACGCUUCACAGUCUACACACUUGAAAGCAGACGAGGAAAAAAAUAUAUCAAAUGGAAAUGAAAAAACAUCGAAAGUGAAAGAAGCGACAAGUCCUAAACGACGUAAAGGUGAAGAUAUUUUGUAAACAUAAAGUACAACGAAAAUAUUUAGCACUAUAAAUUUAGUUACAAUAAAGCAUGAGAAUAACUUAAGAAUAUCUUAUCUAUAAAAAUUUAUUUUUUAAUCGCUGUAAUGAAAUAGCGACAGAUACGCCAUUUUUCACAUUCACCUCAUAAAAUUCGAAUACGAGUAUAUGAAUAAUUUUCGCCAUCAGUAAACAUGUUUAUUCGUGAAAAUCAAUAAAUCUUUCAAUCUGG
This is a messenger RNA of Xenia sp. Carnegie-2017, 1936 nucleotides long. RefSeq names its product UDP-N-acetylhexosamine pyrophosphorylase-like. The transcript has 10 exons. Gene Ontology annotation, biological process: UDP-N-acetylglucosamine biosynthetic process. Gene Ontology annotation, molecular function: UDP-N-acetylglucosamine diphosphorylase activity. The coding region runs from base 109 to 1704 and encodes 531 amino acids. The record is from RefSeq and is a predicted model, not a curated record. NCBI's taxonomy places the organism in Eukaryota, Metazoa, Cnidaria, Anthozoa, Malacalcyonacea, Xeniidae.